CCACGGGAGCAGUUCAAUGGAAAAGGGAAGCGAGAGUUUAGUUACAGCACGGACGGCAAGAGAGAGGGAGACGGGGGUUUCAAGUCAAAAUUUGAGAAACGGAGACGACUCGUCGAAAAGCAUGGCGUGUCAGGUUGCGGUAGGGAGAGUACGGGAUGAUCGGAAGGAGUCGCCGAUGGUCGUCGGUUGCGGCGGCGGACGGCGCUGGGGGAGUUGGAUUUACCGGUGACUCGGUGGUUAGGGAGAGGUUUAGGUGAAGGAUGAAGAAGGGGAAAUGUAAGAACAGUAGCUUGCUACCUAAUUCGCUUAAGAUUAUUUCGUCUUGUCUCAAGACUGUAUCGACUAAUGCUAGCACCGUUGUUCGCUCCGCCGGUGCUUCGGUCGCCGCUUCCAUCUCUGCUUCCUCCGAUGAUCGCAGAGAUCAGGUAACUUGGGCAGGCUUUGACAAAAUAGAGUUUGGUCCUACUACCUUUAAACAUGUUCUCUUACUUGGUUAUUUGAAUGGUUUCCAAGUCUAUGAUGUUGAGGAUGGUUCUAACUUCAGUGAAUUGGUCUCAAAGCAUGAUGGUCCAGUUACAUUCUUACAAAUGCUGCCAAUUCCUGCAAAAUCUGAUAGUGAUGAAGGAUUCAGAUCGUCGCAUCCUUUAUUAUUGGUUGUUGCAGGGGAUGAACCCAACAACUUAAGAUUGAGCCAAACUGGAGCCCAUGGAGCCCAUUUGAACAGCUUAAGCAGAGGUGCUACUUUGGAGUGUCACCCAGCGAAACAUGUCAACUUUCCUACAGCAAUCCGCUUUUACUCUCUCAGGUCUAACUGUUUUGUGAAGAUGAUGAAGUUCCAGUCAGCUGUAUGUAUGGUUAGAUGCAGUUCUCGGAUAGUGGCUAUCAGUCUUGCUACACAAAUAUAUUGCAUUGAUGCACUUACCCUUGAGAAUAAAUUCAGCGUUCUCACCUCUCCUGUUCCCCAGUUAGGAGGACAAGGAUCAAUUGCAGUCAAUUGUGGUUACGGUCCAAUGGCAGUGGGUCCAAGGUGGCUGGCCUAUGCUUCUAGUAACCUGCUUGUAUCAAGUGCGGGUCGCGUAAGCCCAAAGAACCUUACUCCCUCCCCAGGUGUCAGCCCAUUGACAUCACCCAGUAGUGGUAGUAUGAUGGCUCGUUAUGCAAUGGAAUCUAGCAAACAGCUGGCUGCUGGUAUAAUCAAUCUGGGUGAUAUGGGAUACAAAACCGUAUCCAGAUACUGUCCAGAUCUGCUUCUAGAUGGUCCCAUUACUCAAGUUCCAUCAAGUUCUGGCCGGAAGAUUGGUAGGCUUACAGCUUCAGAAAUGGAGAAUGCAGGAAUGGUUAUUGUAAAGGAUUUCAUAUCUCGGGCUGUUAUAUCCCAGUUCAGGGCUCAUAAAAGUCCAAUAUCUGCAUUAUGCUUUGAUCCAAGCGGAACCCUUCUGGUUACUGCUUCAGUAUGUGGAAAUAACAUAAAUAUCUUCCGCAUAAUACCCUCUUGUACACACAAUGAAUCUGGAAAUCAAAGCUAUGAUUGGAGCUCUGCUCAUGUACAUCUCUACAAGCUCCAUCGUGGAAUAACAACCGCUAUCAUCCAAGACAUUUGCUUUAGUCAUUAUGGUCAGUGGGUUGCCAUUAUCUCAAAUAAGGGAACAUGCCAUAUCUAUGUUCUAUCACCUUUUGGCGGUGAUGUUGGAUUUCAAACCAUUGAUUCUCAUGGUGAAGAGGCCUUGCUGAAUCCAGUUUUAACUCAACCAUGGUGGUCUACUUCAUCAUUCAAUAUUAACCAUCAUUUUUCUCCACCACCACCUAUUACACUUUCUGUAGUAGCCCGGAUAAGAGAUGGUAACUCUGGGUUGCUUAAUUCAGUUACCAAUGCUGCUACUUCUGCAGCAGGAAAGGUUUCUACGCCAUCGGGUGCUGUUGCUGCUAUUUUUCACAAUUCCUUGUCUCAUGGUUGUCGAGAUAUUCACGUAAGGGCUAAUUCCUUGGAGCAUCUGUUGGUUUAUACUCCAUCAGGUCAUGUUGUUCAACAUGAACUCAUUCCAUUAAAGGGGCUAGAACUAAGUGAUACUGAUUUAAAAACUCAGUCUGGUUACCAUAUGCAUACCAGUGAUGAAGAAAUAAGGGUAAAGGUUGAACCUAUUCAAUGGUGGGAUGUAUGCAGACGAGCAGAUUGGCUGGAGAGAGAGGAAUCUAUUUCUUGGACUACCUUUUCCAGACAGGAAGUUUCACAGAUAAUUGGCGACAAAGGUAGAAGUAGAACAAAUUUUCAGGCAAUAAAUGGGAGGAUUUUGGUUAAUGAGAUGGUUAAAAGUGAUCUCCUAAAGCCCCAAGAGAGAUCACAUUUCUACCUAUCCAAUGCUGAGGUGCAAAUGAACUGUGGGAGGUUGGCUAUAUGGCAAAAAUCCAAGAUUCAUUUGCACAUGAUGAGUCCUCUAGCAAUCAAAGGUCACACAGGCGGGGAGUUUGAAAUUGAAAGGGUCCCACUGGAUGGAGUGGAGAUAAAAUUGAAGGAUUUAUUGCCCGUUUUUGAUAAUUUCUGUAGCAUCAAGUCAAACUGGAAUGACAGACGGCUUUCUGGUGGAAUGGAUUCCCAUGCUUCAUCAUUGGGACUUCAUCAGCUAAGAGAUAAGGUAGCAGAAGAAGCUGUUAUUUGCCAUUCAAAGCCAGCGUCACUGAGCUCCACUGAAAGCUCUGAUGGAGCAGGAUCAUCAAGAAGAAUCGAUUACUUAAUUGAGUUGGAUCAAAAGAAUUUUGACAAGCCUAUUACAUCUAUGAGCAAUACUGGAGACAUGUUGAAUCAGAAAAUUAGAGGGAGUACAGAUGCUGAAUCUUUCAUGUGGAAACAGAAAUCUGAGCAUUUAGAGAACACCAAUUCUCAUUUUGUCGGCUCUAUCACAAACCAGUCGUCCUUGGUAGAAAGCGAUGUCCCUACUGGCAGAAAAGCCAUUGCCCGAGCGGCUCUGACUUCAGACACUUGUGGGAGGAGAGAUGACCAGGUUUUAACUCAUGACCCAUUUGAUUCAGCUAUGAAUACAAGUUCUGAAGGCUGUGAACCUUCUAGGCUGCAAAAUUCGGUUGAUCUCGAGUCUCUUUCCCAGGAGGGUUACUGUAAAGCUUUGGAGUCCGAUGGAUACUGCAAGUUAGCUGAUGUUGUAACUGAUGAGUAUCAGGUGAACUGCAGCAAAGAACACCAUGAGAGGGAAAACCCUGAAGAUGAUAGGGAUAACGACGAGUUGCCAGGUGGCGUGUUUUCCUUCUUCGACCAAGGUAAAACGGUGCGAGUCAUGAAUACAACAUAUCUGGUGUCUCACAAGGGGGGCCUAAUGCCUACUAAUUGUUGAUUCCUAGUCUGAAUAUUGUCGAAGAGUUUCCACAUUAGCUGGUGAAGGUAACACUGAUUACAUCUCACCUCCAACCACCCUAUGUGUUUCCUCCCCCCCCCUCCAUCUCUCUCUCUUCCCCUCUGUGUGUGUAUCUUGUAAAUGAAAAAUCAUACUCUUUCAUGGGAUUUGGGUGAGGAGCAUUUGAGUAGGUUUGGGUUUGCAUCCUUGUUCUUGAACUUUUGUUCAAGUUGCCUGUAUAGAUAGAUGAUAUCAAUACGAUCCGGUUCUUUCAA
This is a messenger RNA of Diospyros lotus (date-plum), 3616 nucleotides long. RefSeq names its product autophagy-related protein 18g. Gene Ontology annotation, cellular component: cytoplasm. Gene Ontology annotation, molecular function: protein binding. The record is from RefSeq and is a predicted model, not a curated record. The coding region runs from base 261 to 3341 and encodes 1026 amino acids. The transcript has 9 exons. Lineage: Eukaryota; Viridiplantae; Streptophyta; Magnoliopsida; Ericales; Ebenaceae. Gene Ontology annotation, biological process: response to starvation; autophagy.